Molecule: messenger RNA, 4277 nt
Organism: Pneumocystis carinii B80
Lineage: Eukaryota; Fungi; Ascomycota; Pneumocystomycetes; Pneumocystales; Pneumocystaceae
Exons: 7
Coding region: 47-4234 (1395 amino acids)
Cellular component (GO): eukaryotic translation initiation factor 4F complex
Molecular function (GO): mRNA binding; translation initiation factor activity; protein binding
Source: RefSeq, a predicted model, not a curated record
UAAAUCUUUAAAUAAAGGCCUUUAAAGAGGUCUUUAAGGAUUAAAUAUGAAGAAACAAACAAUGCCGGCAGGACCAUUAAAUUAUGCAAGAGCGGUUUCGUCUGGAGAGACGAAUGUUAAACGAGGGAAUCAUGAAUCAUCAGGAUUAGGAGGUCUUUUAAAUGGGUCUAAUGGACGAGGUAGAAGACAUCAUCAAUCGCCAGGAAGUCCUAUGAGAGGAAGUGUUAGUAAUAAGCAACGGUCAAGAACGGCAUCUACCGUUACGAGUGUUGCUACGGAUAGUGUACGAUCGCGGGGAACGAGUAUAAGCUCUAGGAAUAUAGAGGCGAAUGGGUCCUCAGAGACGAGAGAAGGAGUAGUAGAAGAAGUAAAUAGUGGAAUAAAUGUUAAAAUGACGGGAGAUUAUUCUAUUUCGACGAUAUCACAUCAUCGAAGGAAUUCAUCGAUUCAUUCGAUCAAAUCGGAGAUGUAUCAUUCGAGCCGAUCGUCAAUGUCAUCAUGUCAUCAGAACCAGAUGGUAUAUCCGUACCCAUAUCAGUCAUCGCCGUAUUUUUUUGUUCCUCAAAGUUAUCCAGGAACGGGAUACAAUGGAGGAGUAGCGGCGUAUGGACCACCUCAUUCAGGAUUUACACAACGAAAUAUGAGCGGAUUUUCGACGCCAUCGAAUCACCCAUUUAAUACAGUAUCAUCGCCCCAAAUAUCGCAAACAUCAGGGUUUCCAGUAGUAUCAUCGCAACCAUGGCAACAAAUGAAUCAGCAUUAUUUUUACCAGGGUGGAUAUGAUCAAGCAGGGUUUUAUCCGCCAAUUUAUGGGAUUUCACCACAUUCGUUUGUGAGAUCGAUGAGUUCAUAUCCCAGUAUUUCAUAUUCGUAUUCGGGACAGUCAUUUCAGGCUUCGUAUCUUCCGACACAGUCUGUCCAGAUGAGUAAAAGUGUAUCAUCGACAUCUGAUUGCCCAGUUGCACCGACAAUGGCACCGCCAACGUUUUCGGAGACUAAUACAUGGUCUUCACAAACAACAACGGAUGAAACAGGAACGUCAUCUGUUGUUCGUCCUCAGAAACGUGUUAAUGCGGCCGUUAAAAUUGUUAAUCCCAAGACAAAUAUGGAAAUAUCUAUUUCACCAACAUUACCCCCAUCCGACAAGGAAAAUCUUUCAAUACCGAUUGCAGAUGAAUCUUCCAAAAAUGCAUCUGACUUAUUUGAGGGCUAUGAACAAAAAGAUCCUGAGAUUUCGGCUGUUCCUGAAAAUCCAAUUCUUCAAGAUGAAAAUGAACCUGUUGAAAUUGAUGAAUCUAUAAAUGAUAAUAAUGCUGAUGAAAAAGUAAGUGUUCAAGAUGAAAAUGAUCAUUGUGUACCCGAAAAAGAACAAAACUCUGUUGAUGAUAAAAUUGAAGAGAAUUUACCACUUGAGAUUGAAGAAAGUAAGGAUUCGGUUGAAAUUGGUUAUGGAAUAUAUGAGGAUGCACCCGAAUCAACUCAAAAAGACGAAAAUGAUGCUAAAUUAGAACAGAAAAUGCAUAAUGUUAUUGAAAUGGCUCAAGAAGAAGAGAAAAUAGUUGAAGCAAGUCAGGAAACAAAAGAUACUUUUGAAACAGUUCAGGAAGAUGUGAUUGAAAUGAUUCAAGAAAUGGAUAUCCUUGAGCCUGUUCAAGAUAUAAUUCAAGCUGAUCAAGAAAGUGUAGUUGAAGACUCAUUUGUAUACGAUGAUUCUUCACUCGAAAAGAAAGACAUAGAAAGGCCUAUGUCUCAAGAACUAGAUUUGAGUUCUAUAGAAAAAGAACAAUUGGAAAUUGUAGAUAAAGAUAAAUGUCAAGAUGAUCAUAAUGACGAUAAGAUUCAGGAUUGUGAUAUUAAUGAAUUCCAAAAUAAGCUAUCACCAAAAAAUCAGGAUACUACUGUAGAACAAUCUCGACCUUCUUCUAGCGAAAAAGCUAAACAAAAACCAUUACUCAUACCUCUUGGUGUUUCUGAAACAGAUAAAAAUAAUGCAAAUGAAGUUUCAAUGUCUAUUACAUCUCUUAAGAAUUCCACAUUUAUUACAGAUCUUAAGACUAUUGUAUAUCCUAAAGGAUUCAACCCUCCAAAGGCAUCCUUAAAUGUAAAUUCAUUACCCGGAAAAUUUAGAUAUGACGAAGAAUUUUUAUUGCAGUUUCAAAAAGUUUAUGUAAAUAAACCCGAUUUUAAUUGGGAUGAACGUAUAAAAGAUACUAUUGGUGAUGGAACGGAUGAUAAAAAACCUUCCAAAAAUAGUCUUGGGGGAUUGAGUUCAAGAUCAAUAUCUCGAAGUAUUGGUGUUUCGAUGACAUCUAUUCCUAUAGGUAGUUUUGGCUUGAACAAACCUCCUUCUUUAGGAAAAUCUGUAUCAAAUCAGCAUUGUUCGCAUAUUAAUACUCAAACACAGCAAAUUUCUGAUUCUUCGUUGAAUGUAUCAGAGGAAUCAUUUGGAGUUAGUAAACUUACCUCUAAUAAAUCUGUAUCUGGAAUUACAUCAAACGAAUCUGGAAGUCCAGUUGGUUCUAGAUUUUCUUUAUCAAGCUCCGGUAACCCAGUUUCACUUGGAUUCUCUAUGUCUAGAUCUGGGAGUCCGGUUACUCCUAGGAUGCCAUCUAGAAAAGGUGGUAGUCGUCGUGGAGUAGGGCUUACACAAUCAGAAACUAAAGUUGAUAAACAUGAUCAAAAAAGCGGGUCUAAUAUGCUUUCUGAUCAUGUAGCUCCUUUAGCAUUAUCUGCAAAUAGAUGGCAACCAAAGUUAAAAUCUCAGUCUGUUCAACCGGGCGAACAUAUGGAUCCUGAAAUGGUUCAGAGGAAAGUUAAGGCUGCUCUUAAUAAACUUACAGUCGAUAAUUUUGAUCGAAUAACUGAUCAAAUUUUAGAAAUUGCUUCUCAAUCAAAGAAUGAAACAGACGGGCGGACUUUGCGACAAAUUAUUCAGCUUACUUUUGAAAAGGCUACUGACGAAGCGAAUUUUUCAAGUAUGUACGCUAGAUUUUGUAGAAAAAUGAUGGAAACUACAAGUUCUGAAAUUCGUGAUGAGAAAUUACAGUUAGAUAAAAAUGGAAGACCAAUUACUGGAGGCAUUCUUUUUAGAAAAUAUCUUCUUAAUAGAUGUCAAGAAAAUUUUGAACGUGGUUGGAAAGCUAACCUCCCCUCUAAACCUAAUGGUGAAUUUAAUACACAGGAAGCUGAAAUGCUUUCCGAUGAAUAUUAUGUUCUUGUUACAGCAAAACGUAGAGGAUUAGGUCUCAUUAAAUUUAUUGGAGAACUUUUCAAGUUAAAUAUGUUAACCGAAAGAAUUAUGCAUGAAUGUAUAAAGAAACUUCUUGCUAAUGUUGUUGAUCCUGAUGAAGAAGAAAUUGAGAGUUUAUGUAAACUUUUAGCUACUAUUGGUAAAGAUUUAGAAAGUACUGAAAAGGGACACGUGCAUAUGAAUGUAUAUAUUGAACGUAUGGAUAAGAUUGUUAAAACAUCAAACCUUUCAAAUAGAAUUAAAUUUAUGGUUAUGGAUAUUUUGGAUUUAAGAAAAAAUGGAUGGAAAUCUAAAAAUGCUGAUAAAGGACCAAAGACGAUUGCUGAAAUUCAUGAAGAUAUAGCUAAAGAAAAAGCCGAGGCAGAUGCUAUACGACUUGUAAAUCAAAGUCGUGGAUCAAGAUUAGAUUAUGGGCGAGCGGAUAAAAGUGGACGUCCUAGUGUAUCAUUAUUCGGAGUUCCCGAUUGGCAAAAUACAAAAAAUCUCAAUUCCGCUGAUUGCAAAGCUGGAGAUUUAUCAAGACUUGGACAAAUACGGUCUUCUAAUCAAUGCUCAUUUGGUCCCGGUGGUCAGCUUUCAUCCUUAAGAAGUUUAAGUGAUAGUAAAAAAAUUGCAUUUGAAACACAAGAAACUCAAAAAGAAUUGAUCGAACCCUUACAAACUUCUAAUUCUUCUAUUCCUGCCUCUGAACAAGACUCUUCAAAUACUUCAUUUACAACUAAAUCUGACCAUAAUCAACAAGAUAACGAAAAAAUACAACAUGAACAACUUCUUGAUGAUAAAUCAUCUUCAUCAAAUCCACCUCUUAUAACAAAAUUAUCUGAUUCUGUGGAAGAUGUAUCCGAAAAAACCUUUGACAAUAAUUCUCAAGAAAAUCAACUUUCUUUUACAGAAUCUUCUCAAUUAACCCCUUCCGAAUCCGAUUCUGAUGAUCAAAAUACUUUGGAAAAAUUUACUGAUGCUAAACAAUCUCCCAUUGCAUAAGAUCUUUCAUCAAUCAAAAUAGUAUUUAUAUAUAAUCCUUCAU